CAAGAAUCAACCAAAGCAACCAAAUCAUCCGAUACUAUAGCCUACACCACCAAGUCAAAAGUUCAAAAAACCUUCAUCGAUCAACAGCAAUGGCUCUAAGUCUCUUUGGCAAUGGCCGACGCAGCAACGUCUUCGACCCAUUUUCCCUCGACAUCUGGGACCCCUUCCAGGGAUUUGGCCCUCUCAUGAACUCCUCCUCCACCGCCGGCGAAACCUCCGCCUUCGCGCAGACCCGAAUCGACUGGAAGGAGACUCCGGAGGCUCAUGUCUUCAAGGCGGACCUGCCCGGACUGAAGAAGGAAGAAGUGAAGGUUGAGCUGGAGGAAGGGAAUGUCCUUCAGAUCAGCGGAGAGAGGAGCAAGGAGCAGGAGGAGAAGAACGACAAGUGGCACAGGGUGGAGAGGAGCAGCGGCAAGUUCAUGAGGAGGUUCAGGCUGCCGGACAAUGCAAAGGUGGAUCAGGUUAAGGCUGCUAUGGAGAAUGGGGUGCUUACUGUGACUGUGCCCAAAGCACCGGAGCCGAAGCCCCAGGUUAAGAGCAUCGACAUCUCUGGAGCCUAAAUUUUCAAGAUCUUCAGGCCAUCACAUCUUGCUACUUUUCAUCAUUGUGUUUUUAGUCGUGUCUAGAUGGAGGUACAUAUAAGCUGUUAACUUGUAAACCCUUGGGCCUAGCAAAGGAUACCUCUCGUUACAUGCGGUAACGUUAUUAUGUAUGAACUUGAAUAAAUUAUGAAGAGCUUGAAUAAAUUUAGGUUGUUGUCAG
This is a messenger RNA of Fragaria vesca subsp. vesca, 762 nucleotides long. Its product is annotated as 18.2 kDa class I heat shock protein-like. Lineage: Eukaryota; Viridiplantae; Streptophyta; Magnoliopsida; Rosales; Rosaceae. The record is from RefSeq and is a predicted model, not a curated record. Gene Ontology annotation, biological process: response to salt stress; protein folding; response to heat. The transcript is spliced from 2 exons. The coding region runs from base 90 to 560 and encodes 156 amino acids.